Messenger RNA from Capronia epimyces CBS 606.96, 1758 nucleotides. RefSeq lists its product as uncharacterized. The transcript has a single exon. The record is from RefSeq and is a predicted model, not a curated record. Gene Ontology annotation, molecular function: catalytic activity. NCBI's taxonomy places the organism in Eukaryota, Fungi, Ascomycota, Eurotiomycetes, Chaetothyriales, Herpotrichiellaceae. Bases 1 to 1758 code for a protein of 585 amino acids.
AUGGCUCUGACGACAGAGGCAAAGCCGCUUCCAGUGCCUCAAUCUGGCCCGAUCAGCGAGAACUCUGCAUCGCGCUUGUCAUCUUCGAGCGAGGAUGGCUCGGUGCAGGACGAGGCGGAGAGAAUCUUUCGGGAUGUGCUGUUGAAAGAUGAACGCCUUCAGCUGCCUGCCAACAUCGGGCAGUUUGUCAAGGCUACGACUAUCGACCGAACCACGACACAGCAGCCAGUGCUGCCAGGCCCCAGUAAGAUGACCGAGACUUCAACGGCGCUGUGGGCUCUGGCAGCUACACUGGGAAACCUGAUAAGCCAUGAGCGAUAUGGCAUCGUGCAGCAAGUGUCAGUAGACUCAGAUGCGGCGACCCUGUUUCUUGUCUCUUCAGCGCUGGUCACGGUCGGCGGCAAGACGCUUCAAGAGCCUAGCAUUGCCCGCAGAUACAUACAGUAUGAUCGGGGCAACAGCCGCGAAACGUACCGCCGUCUGUCAACAAACAUUUACCCCACCAAAGAUGGCCGGUGGUUCCAUCUUCAUGGCUCUAUGGAUGCCACGCAGACUCUCACCAUGCUUGGUCUUCCACCUUCGAAGCCAGAGCUCGAUGAACAAGCCGCGAUAAAUCUGUUCUCCUCCGUGACGCGAGAGUGGGAGGCGGCCCGCCUGGACCGGACCGCCAAUGAGCAGUAUCGACAGGCGGGCAUCAUCUGCUACACGCCCGAGGAGUUCAGAGAAACAGAACAGGGCCGGGCCAUCGCAUCACAUUCGUUAUACGUUCUCAAAACCCUCCCGUCUCCCACGCCGACGCCGACGCCAGUUGCGUGGCCGGCCCCUAGUCCCAGCUCAACCAGACGUCCGCUGGAAGGCAUCAAGAUCCUGGAUCUGUCUCGCGUCAUUGCGGGCCCCACCAUAACAAAGCUUUGCGCCCUAUUUGGUGCCACGGUGGUUCGGAUAUCCUGUCUCUCCAACCCAGACAUGGGCCCGUUGCUGAUCGAUGGGAACCUGGGCAAGCGCGAUGUAGCGCUGGACCUGAAGAGCGAAGACGGCAAGUCAGUCCUCCGCAGACUCAUCAAGGACGCCGACGUCUUCGUUGACGGCUACAGGCCUGGUGCGAUGGAGCGCCUCGGCUUUGGCCCUGCAGCGGUCCAGGCCCUGGCCGAGAAAGACAUUGUCUAUGUGCGUGAAAAUUGCUAUGGCUGGGCGGGACCUCUUUCACAGCGCUCGGGCUGGCAGCAGAUCUCUGACUGUGUAACCGGGGUCUCUUAUCUCAUGGGCCGCUUCCUGAACCUGCCGGACAGCGAGCCGGUGGUGCCGUUGAUUCCCAACAGCGACUACCAGACCGGGCUCAUUGGCCUGAUUGGGAUCAUGACAGCUCUGGUGGCGAGGAACCAGCAGGGCGGCAGCCAUCGGCUCGACGUGUCACUCAACUAUUACAACCAGUUCCUGCUGGCCCAGGGCGAAUAUUCGACCGCGAUCCAAGAUCGCCUCCGCGCCCAGUACGCCGGCACUCCUGUCCUGGGUCUCCGGCACUACGAUGACAUGUACAGACUCGUCUCUAAGACCCUCUUGAGCGUGAAGCAAAAAUCCCCGCAGAUCUUCAAGAAGGAGUACUUCACCAGUUUGCCGGCCAGGCUGGGCGGGGAGCCGGGGGAAACAGUGACCUUUGUCGGGCCGCCAAUCGCAUACUCGGGCGAGACGCGACUCAAAUAUGAUGUUGGCAGUUGCUUCUUGGGGGCAGAUGAACCCGAAUGGCCGGUGACCGGCUAG